Messenger RNA from Medioppia subpectinata, 513 nucleotides. The record is from the annotation of a GenBank genome assembly. NCBI's taxonomy places the organism in Eukaryota, Metazoa, Arthropoda, Arachnida, Sarcoptiformes, Oppiidae.
AUGAAAAGUGUUCAAUAUAUUCACGAACGCAACCCUCGUGUCAUUCAUCGGGAUCUCAAACCCGACAAUAUAUUAAUUGAUCCCAACUUUACGUCCAAUCGUUUCGUAAAACUGUGUGACUUUGGUUUGGCCACCGAUCAUGAAAUCGAUGGCAACACUUCCAGCCGAUACAACCAUACAGUUUGCGGUACCCGUCAAUACAUCGCACCCGAAGUAAAUAGCGGCCGAUAUAACCAAAAGGCAGAUAUUUAUAGUCUCGCUGUAAUCGGUGGCCAACUCUUUGGUAUUGAUCUUCAGUCCUCGCAAUCAUUUGAAGCAAUAAAACCAGAAUUAAAGGCUUCAAUGAAAUGUCUAAUACAGACAUUACAGGCAAUGAUAACGUGUGGAGAUAUUUGGGAAACGCCCCCCAAAUGGAGACAAAGGCCUGAGUGUCGGGAAGUGUUGGCCAAACAUAACGAGUGGUCAAUCAGUCAUAAGACAGUAAAUAAAUUUUACUCCGUUUUGUAUAAAUAA